Molecule: messenger RNA, 2532 nt
Organism: Phaedon cochleariae (mustard beetle)
Lineage: Eukaryota; Metazoa; Arthropoda; Insecta; Coleoptera; Chrysomelidae
Source: the annotation of a GenBank genome assembly
AGUUCAGUAAGUUGUCAAUAUUGUUGUAUUGUUGUGGGGCUCGGUUGUUGUUUUAGGUUGUUGUCUUGUCGGUUGUUCUAUAUCUGUAAUGUAUUUUGAGUAAUUAACAUAGCCAAGUUCUGGCAUAUAUUAGAGAAUUAAUAUCAUUGUUUUCGUUUUGUUGAAAAUUAUCAUUAAAGUUUUUUCAAGGAAAAUUAAUUAUGGAUCCUAAAUCAAAGUUACCAAAACCAUCAGGAUUGAGAGCACCACAAGUAUUUACCAAUCCCAGACCAUUGUCUGAUAAUAAACAGAAUCUUCCAAAUGUUGCUGCAAUAAGGCCUGAAGUCAGAGCAGGACCCCGACCUGUAUUCUCUAGAUUAAUUAGCAGACGUUCAAAAUCUGUGACUGAUUUGCGGCCAAUCAGUGAAAGGGUUCAGAGUCAGAGACUACGUCCAAAACCGAAAGUAGAACCUUCAGUUUCCACUGAUAGAGCAGAACCCCCAAGUUCCAUUAAGAGAGCUCCAGUAAAACGGCCUGCUAUCUCAAAAACUGAUGAUGACAUCAAACCCAAAUCUGCCAAACAAACUAGACAAGUUAAAAUCCCUGAUUGGGAUUACAAGACAAGGUUCCAAAAUUUGAGUGAGAAAUACAACAAGGUUGUGGACACCUUGAAAACUGCUAAAAGUGAUCUGGCUGAUUUGGAAUCUAUAAAAAGUGAGCUCGAAAAUAAAAGAGUUAGACUCAUAGAUUUGGAAGAAAAAGAUAUAGAACAAAGAAGAAGAUUGAAUGAGUUGACUAAUCUGGAAGCAGACUUCCAGGACUUGCAGGAAAAACAUUAUUCAUUAAAAAAACUACAGCUUGAACAAUCAAUAGAAUUGGAUAGGCUGUUACAUGUGGAGAAAGAUUUUAUUGAUAUGAAGCAAAAAUAUGACGUACUGAAAACUCUAGAACACGAAAAGUCCAUUAAAUUAGAAUUAUUGUCCCAUGUUCAGGAUGAUUUAACCCAACUCACUACAAAAUUCGAAUCUCUUUGUGAUGAAGCAUCAUUUCUACGACAAAAAGUCAUUGAUGCUGAAUUAAUGAGGCGUAAAUACCAUAAUACAAUCCAAGACUUGAAAGGAAACAUACGCGUCUUCUGUAGAGUGAGACCACCGGUCACUGAUGCUGAGUUGACCAAACCACAAUGUUUCAUUGGUUACACAAGUGAGAGUGUGAUUGAAAUAAAAAAAACGAAAGAAUCCGUAUGUCCAUCAACUGGAAAGCCUCCUGACAUCAAGGCUGAGUUUGUGUUUGACAGAGUUUUCUCACCUGCCUGUACACAAACUGAAUUCUUUGAAGAGCUAUCUCAAUUAGUACAGUCAGCUCUUGAUGGCUAUGAUGUGUGUGUCUUUGCCUAUGGACAGACAGGCUCAGGAAAGACUUACACUAUGCAAGGCGACAGUUCACCAGAACACCUUGGUAUGAUUCCGAGAUCUGUCAAUCUCAUAUUCGAAACCAUCGACAGUUUAGCCAAAUCUAAUUGGGUGUACACAGUCAAAGUCAGUUUUCUGGAAAUAUAUAACGACAAUGUCCGAGAUCUUUUGGAUCCAAAGGGUACUCAGAAUUUGGAAAUUUGUCACAAUGAAGGAAAAGGCACCACCGUAUCCAACCUCAAAAUACAACAAAUUCAUUCGCCUAAAGAUUUUCACGAUCUAAUGACAUCAGCCCUGAAACACAGGAUGGUAGCAGCCACAAAUUUCAACGAGCUAAGUUCGCGGUCCCAUGCUGUUACAAAGAUAUAUUUACAUGGUUCUAAUUCCGCUGCUGCAGUCUCGUACACAGGUUCAGUCAAUUUGGUAGAUCUGGCGGGUUCAGAAAGCGCAAAAACUAGUCUGGGUGAGAGAUUGGUCGAGACGAAAAGUAUUAACAAGAGCUUAUCUGCAUUGGGUACAGUUAUGUUGGCCCUUUACAAUAAAAAUUCCCAUGUGCCCUACCGAAACUCGAAGUUGACCUAUCUGUUGCAAUCAUGUCUGGGAGGAACGUCGAAGACUUUGAUGAUUGUUAAUGUUCCCCCAUUCGAAGAACAUUAUUCCGAAAGUAUAAAUUCGUUGAGGUUUGCUUCCAAAGUUAAGCAAGUCAAAAAUUUACUGAAAAGGAAUCGGGCUGUUUCGCCUGCACCCUCAACUCAAUGAGUAUUUGUUGAAUUGUGUUUGUAAAUAUAUUUUGGUAACUCAGUCUUUUGAGAAAUGUAGAAAUACGGUAAAGCUCAAGUUUCCAUCCUAACAGGUGAUUUUUUAAACAAUAUCACCAGAGCCUUAUACCCGGUGACACAAACUCAUAUUAUACCUCUCUUUUCUCCUUUGUCUUUCUAGCUAUAUUUUUGAAAUUCGAAACAUUGAAUAUGCUCACUAGAUGGCACUUUAUCACAUUUUAGAAUUUUUUCCAUUUCCCGGUUUUCUUGGUAAUGACUUUCGAUUCUCAAAUUACCUAAAUUCCAUAAUCGGUUAGGGAUUAUUAUAACGAAUUCAAUGAUACCGGGUUUGAUUGGAUUAUGUCAUACGAUUAGGAAGAUAU